Salvelinus namaycush (lake trout) is the source of this 1680-nucleotide messenger RNA. Its product is annotated as NMDA receptor synaptonuclear signaling and neuronal migration factor-like. Gene Ontology annotation, biological process: regulation of neuronal synaptic plasticity; positive regulation of neuron migration. The record is from RefSeq and is a predicted model, not a curated record. The transcript is spliced from 16 exons. Gene Ontology annotation, cellular component: cytoplasm; nucleus. NCBI's taxonomy places the organism in Eukaryota, Metazoa, Chordata, Actinopteri, Salmoniformes, Salmonidae. Bases 1 to 1680 code for a protein of 559 amino acids.
AUGAGAGCAGCGCGAGCGUUUGGAGAGUACCUGUCCCACACACACCCUGAGAACCGAAACGGAUCAGCCCAUCUCCUGUCUGACACGUUUGUGGGCCCAGACUCUGUCUCCCCUGGAGGUGUCCGUCACCACAACAACAACCAUCCAUACCCCCACAGGGGCUCUCCGGCCUCCCCGGCCUCCCCUGAGUCCAGCCUGGUGAAGCAUCCGCUGGACCACCUCCAGCCCCCGCCCGCCUCCAUCACCACCACCAAGACCCGCCUGUCUCUGGAGCGCAGCUUCUCGGCCGAGGAGGACCAGCAGAAGUGUGUGGAGUGCGCCCUGCAGCCCGCCCGCGUCUACACCAUCACUGGAGAGCACGGUAUGCUGGGUAGCAACCGCGGCAGCAAGGAGAGCCUGGAGCUGGAGCUGCUGAAGGGGGCGUCGCCCCUAGUCCAGCCCUCCACCUCCCCCUCCUCCACCUCCUCCUCCUCACCCACCCAGCACCACCUCCGUCACGGUCACCGCAGCAACACUCACCCCUCCCACCAUGGUCACCAUGGCAGCCACCACCACCUAUCCCAGCAGCCUCUGUCGAGCUCGGUCAGCGCGCAAAACAUCCGCAGCUGGGGCGAGGGGGGCAAGGGGGACUCACGGGAGGACUGCAGCCUCAAUGUGGUCUUGGACUCUAGUGGGGCCCCGUCCCGUAGCCAGGGCUCCCUGGAUCUAGAGAGCUCCCGCGAGGCAGGCAAGCAACACAGGCGCCUAGAGAGGAUGUGCAGUGUGGACCGGAUGACUGGGCUGGAGAGAGAGGACAACAACUGGUACCCAAAAGACAAUAUGUUCAGCUUUCAGACUGCUACUACCACCAUGCAGGCGAUAUCGAACUUCCGGAAGCAUCUCAGAAUGGUGGGCAGCAGGAGGAUGAAGGCACAGACAUUUGCCGAGCGUAGAGCGAUGAGUUUCAACCGCUCCUGGAGUGACCCCACCCCUGUCAAGAAUGACUCUCUACAUGACCCCAGAGACAGUGGGGACCUGCCAGCUUCAUGUGGGACCCUGAAUGAGGGGGAGCGUGAGGAGCUAGACUGGGAGGAGGAGAGGGAGAUGGAGAGACUUGCCUGUGAGGGAGAUGACUUCAUCCCACCCAAAAUCAUGCUGAUCUCCUCCAAAGUCCCCAAGGCGGAGUACGUUCCCACCAUCAUCCGCAGGGAUGACCCCUCAAUCAUCCCUAUCCUCUAUGACCAUGAACAUGCUACGUUUGAUGAUAUCCUCGAGGAGAUUGAGAAGAAGCUAACAGCCUACAGGAGAGGCAGCAGAAUCUGGAGGAUGCUCAUCUUCUGUCAGGGAGGUCCAGGGCAUCUGUACCUGUUGAAGAAUAAAGUGGCCACAUUCGCCAAGGUGGAGAAAGAAGAGGACAUGAGCCAGUUCUGGAGGAGGCUGAGUCGGUUUAUGAGCAAAGUGAACCCUGAACCCAACCUCAUCCACAUUAUGGGCUGCUACGUCCUGGGAAACCCCAAUGGAGAGAAGCUGUUCCAGAAGUUGAAGAACCUGAUGAGGCCUUACUCCAUCGAAUUCGAGUCGCCACUGGAGCUGUCUGCGCAGGGAAAAGAGAUGAUUGAGAUGUACUUUGACUUCCGUCUCUUCCGUCUGUGGAAAACUCGCCAGCACUCCAAACUCCUGGACUACGAGGAUCUUUUAUGA